GGGUCGCCAAUCAUCUCAAAACGUUGAAAAGUCGAUAUACGGGUUUUGAAAAUGAACGAGAAGAAAACUCAAUCAUAAUAGUAUCUGAAAAAGCAGCUGCUGCACAAUUGGUUCAUAAAGGUCGUACUCGACGUCGUUUACCUGAUGGGAAGCCAUAUGGUGGUAGUAAUGGUCGUAUGACUAAAUCAAUGGAACAAAAACUGUCCGAUUAUUAUGGUUUAGCAAUACGGCAGACAAGUCAAUUAGCUAAAGAUUUGGAUGACGAUAAUGCUGUACUUCUUAUGGAACGUAAUUGUAAAGCUGUAUUCAUGCACAAUAUAAAACAAUCUGACCGAGAAGUUCAACAUUCUCUAUGUCCUACGGGACUUGAUUCAUGGUGCUCUUAUCAAAAAGAUAAACAUCUUUCAAUAAAAGAAAGAACGGAUCCUAUGAAAGAUGCGAAACGUCUCGAUGCUGUUUUCUUGGAAAUCUUAUCACCUAUGAUUAACACAUUGGCAGAUCAAUCAUUAUUACGACGAUGUUUACGAGAUGCGACUCAAAAUGCAAACGAAUCCAUCAAUUCUGCCCUUUGGUCCAUUUUACCAAAAGCAAAAUAUCAUGGAUAUCGAUCAAUUGGAGAUGCUGCAGCAAUUGCAGCAAUUUUCUUCAAUCGUGGGCGAUCGGGUCUGAUCAAAUUCUUUAAUCAAGUGGGUAUAUCUAUUACUGAAGAGUUGUUGAAUACUCUUCUAGGAAAAGAUAGUAAACGAGUUGCAAAAGCUGAAGAUAAUACUCAGCGACAAGAAAUCAUUAAAAAGUAUAAGAAACAAUAA
Molecule: messenger RNA, 809 nt
Organism: Rotaria sp. Silwood2
Lineage: Eukaryota; Metazoa; Rotifera; Eurotatoria; Philodinida; Philodinidae
Source: the annotation of a GenBank genome assembly